GUUUUUAUCUUCUCAUUCUCAAUUCACUUUAAUUACAACUUGACUUGUAUCUCGUGACGAAUUCUCGAUUUUCAUACACAUACACAUACACAUACACAAACUCAAUCUAAAUCUUCAUACCACACCACGCUAACUACCAACCAUGUCUCCCUCAACCCAAUUCAUCGAUCUCCUCAAGGCUCGUCGUACCAUCUACGCUCUCAGCAACACAUCCACCAUCCCCGAUAGCAAGAUUCAAGAGAUUGUCGAGCAAGCCGUUUUACACGUUCCUUCCUCGUUCAACUCGCAAAGUACUCGGGUGGUUUUGUUGCUCAAGGGUGAGCAUGAGAAGCUUUGGGACAUUACCAAGGAGGUUUUGAAGGGUGUUGUGCCCGCGGAACAGUUUGAGGGAACGGCGAAGAAAAUUGAUGGAUUCAGAGCGGGUUACGGAACUGUCCUCUUCUUUGAGGAUAGAAAGGUCGUCUCUGGAAUGCAAUCCGCAUACACUUCGUACGCAGAUAAAUUCCCCAUGUGGGCUAGUCAAAGUGAUGCCAUGACUCAGUAUGCCAUCUGGGUUGCUUUGGAAGCUGAGGGAUUGGGCGCAAACUUGCAACAUUAUUCCCCUUUGAUUGAUGCUAAGGUUGCUUCUGAAUGGAACAUCCCAGCUGAUUGGGAACUCAACGCUCAACUUGUUUUCGGUACUCCUGUUGCCGGAGCUGGAGAGAAGACCUUCCAGCCUCUUGAGGAGAGAUUCAAGGUUUAUGGUGCUUAGAUGUGAUUUGCGGAUAUAGUAAUGAUGGUGGGGAAAAAGAGUUCAGGAGCAGUGCAUUUACGAUAGAGAGAAGCGCUAUGAUUUUGCAAGUUGCGAAGGAAGAACGGCGGAUAAGGGAGAUACAGAUAAACUGAUUAUACCAUUACUGAUACGAAAAUAGAAUGGUUUAGGGAGAUAGAUUAGAUGAAUGAUACCAUAUGAUAUGAAAAUCAAUCUUUUCAA
Messenger RNA from Botrytis porri, 973 nucleotides. RefSeq lists its product as uncharacterized. The transcript is spliced from 3 exons. Bases 143 to 751 code for a protein of 202 amino acids. Gene Ontology annotation, biological process: cellular response to oxidative stress. The record is from RefSeq and is a predicted model, not a curated record. Lineage: Eukaryota; Fungi; Ascomycota; Leotiomycetes; Helotiales; Sclerotiniaceae.